Messenger RNA from Geodia barretti, 335 nucleotides. NCBI's taxonomy places the organism in Eukaryota, Metazoa, Porifera, Demospongiae, Tetractinellida, Geodiidae. The record is from the annotation of a GenBank genome assembly.
CACAUGGAGGAACAGUGUGCCCUGUACACCCCGCCGCCGAAACUCAAGAAAUCAGCUGAGAAGAGUUCCUCGGAGGGGCGUGACACGGCCACAGGGCGGGGAAGAGGUGGGGGGCGUAUGGCAUGUUUUGCCUGGAAUCAGGGUGACUGCCGUUUCCCGGCCUGCAAGUAUCGCCAUGUGUGCGUGCGGUGCGCUGGAGAGCACCGUAUUUCUCAGUGCCCUCUACUGAGGGCUGAAAAGGAUGGCAAGCCCUCACGGGGGCAAGGCGAGACGGAUGGUCGCUGAGAGCUGUCGGGGCGAGGAGUGACUAUGGGAGCUGUUGUAACUGCAGGGCG